AACUUGUGCCAUUCAUCAAUGAUUUUUCUUGCUCUCUUGUUUAUGAAUCACUGUUUUGCUGACCUUCGACAUGGCUACGCCAUGCUACAGUACGGACACAAAUUAGACAGAAGGAUGAUAACGUCGUAUGAUGGAUAUAGUAUUCUGGAUUGUGUGGAGGAUUGUCUCAGAACAACACGAUGUCGGUCCAUCAACUACCACCAGGGAGCCCACUUCUGUCAAACCAACUUUGAAAGCAGAGUAUCUACACCUGAUCUAUAUCUAGAAAAGCCUGGAUGGAUUUACAGUGAUAUAGAAGACUGGGACAGGGUCAUUGCAGGAGCGUGUUCGAUGUCAAAUUGUUCCAUGAAUGAAAAGUGCAUUCCAAAACCUUUUGAUCAGAUCACCUGUGUCAUUUCAGAUUGUGGUAUACCUUUAAAUGAAAGUUUCUCAAUGGAAAAGGUUAGGGAAUGGGAUGCCAUUGGUGUAGAAAGAGGAAUCCAUAUCACCUGUUCUGCCGGAUACAAGCAACAAGGUUCUGAGCGUUUUGUUUGUCGCCCUGAUGGAUCUUGGAUGACAGAUUUGAGUUGCACCAUGAGAAGUAAGAUAACGUGA
Molecule: messenger RNA, 594 nt
Organism: Magallana angulata
Lineage: Eukaryota; Metazoa; Mollusca; Bivalvia; Ostreida; Ostreidae
Exons: 3
Coding region: 19-594 (191 amino acids)
Source: RefSeq, a predicted model, not a curated record